Messenger RNA from Rotaria sp. Silwood1, 471 nucleotides. Lineage: Eukaryota; Metazoa; Rotifera; Eurotatoria; Philodinida; Philodinidae. The record is from the annotation of a GenBank genome assembly.
AUGCAUAUUUCUAUUAGCAACGGUUAUAAUAUUCACGAUCAAGCUUUACAUACUAUAGAUCAUGGACCAUCAAAAUCAACAUCAAAUCAAAUCACAAGUUCUAAAUCUUCUUCAGUGAAUAUUGAUCAGUGUAUACCAGUAUAUGCUGUAAAAGAACUUGGUUGUAUGUUAUCCGAAGGAAAUAUUUUAUUUCAAGGACCAUUUCAAACAAUAUGUGAACAGCAUCAAUUAUGUUAUGCAUGUGGAUUUGCACAUAGUAUUACACAACGACAAUGUAAUAGAAUAACAUUAAACAAUAUGAAUGAGUUAUGUUUUCAAAAUAAAGCAUUAUCUUCAUCGGAUUGUAUGAAAGAAAAUUUUUUUAAAUUAUCAAUUCUUCAACAAUAUGAUUAUCAAUCAUAUAGUGCCACUCCCGGUUUGUUUUUGGAAUGUCGUCAACAGUGUGUUUACAAUUAUUUGCUUGCACGUUAA